Penicillium bovifimosum is the source of this 740-nucleotide messenger RNA. RefSeq names its product 60S ribosomal protein uL16. The record is from RefSeq and is a predicted model, not a curated record. Gene Ontology annotation, molecular function: structural constituent of ribosome. The coding region runs from base 66 to 740 and encodes 224 amino acids. Gene Ontology annotation, biological process: translation; ribosomal large subunit assembly. NCBI's taxonomy places the organism in Eukaryota, Fungi, Ascomycota, Eurotiomycetes, Eurotiales, Aspergillaceae. Gene Ontology annotation, cellular component: ribosome; cytosolic large ribosomal subunit. The transcript has 3 exons.
CGACACCAACGACAACCCAUACCCAGUUCGCAGGAAGUGCCAUCAACACACCUCCAGCACUCAAAAUGGCCCGUCGUCCCGCGAGAUGUUACCGCUACUGCAAGAACAAGCCUUACCCCAAGUCCCGGUUCAACCGUGGUGUUCCCGACCCUAAGAUUCGUAUCUUCGAUCUUGGUCGUAAGAAGGCCAACGUGGAUGACUUCCCUACUUGCAUCCACUUGGUCUCCAACGAGUACGAGCAGCUGUCCUCCGAGGCUCUUGAGGCCGCCCGUAUUUGCGCCAACAAGUACCUUGUGAAGAUCGCCGGUAAGGAAGGUUUCCACCUGCGCGUCCGUGUGCACCCCUUCCACGUCGUCCGUAUCAACAAGAUGUUGUCUUGCGCUGGUGCCGAUCGUCUGCAGACCGGUAUGCGUGGUGCCUUCGGUAAGCCCCAGGGUCUCGUCGCCCGUGUGAACAUUGGCCAGAUCAUUCUGUCCGUCCGCACCCGUGACGCCCACCGUGCUACCGCUCUCGAGGCCCUCCGCCGCUCUAUGUACAAGUUCCCCGGUCGCCAAAAGAUCAUUGUCUCCAAGAACUGGGGUUUCACUCCCGUCCGCCGCGAGGACUACGUCCAGCUCCGCCAGGAGGGCAAGCUCCGCCAGGAUGGUGCCUACGUUCAGUUCCUCCGUGGUCACGGUCUCAUUGAGGAGAACAUGAAGCGCUUCCCCACUGCCUAUGAGAACGUCGAGAACGUCGCUUAA